AUGGCGUCGCUCUGUAAAGUGAUGUGCAACAUGAGCUCGAGAUAUACUUUACUACCAAAACCGCGCGUUUUUACCACACCUAAAUCACUAUAUAGCUCUGAAGUGAGUGGAUCUACUGGUGAAGAUGAUAAAUCAACCGAGAGGGCGAAGAGCGGGUUUGCAACUGCAUACGAUUUGCAUUCAGACCUCCACCAGCAGCAGCAGAAGGUCGAUCGGGACGCAUCGGUACGACUGAGCUCCAGGGACGAGACCUCAUUCAUUUCUCUCUUACGACAUUCCCCACUCAUGCAGAUGGGUCCCGCUAAGGACAAGAUCGUAAUGGGCAAAAUCUUCCAUAUCGUCAAAGAUGACUUGUACAUAGAUUUUGGUGGGAAGUUCAACUGUGUGUGUAAAAGGCCCUCAGUGGACGGAGAGAAGUACCAGAGAGGCAGCAGAGUGAGGUUGAGACUGGAGGAUCUGGAGUUGACCUCAAGGUUCCUGGGCGCGACGACGGAUACGACUUUGCUGGAAGCGGAUGCUAUUUUACUCGGAUUGUUGGAGAGUAGAGAACCCAAGCCGAAAGAGUAACUUAAUAGACAAUGGAGGCAACUCUGACUGAACUGUGUGAAUGGACUUUUGUAUUGCGUGAACAUAUAUUUAAUUAAUAACUUCAUCUGAUUGGUUUCUUGGUUAUUAUUAAUACAUGAGAUGGCCAAUAAGACUCGACGUCUUGUCAUGAAUAUCAAAUGUCACAAUGUAUUGAUGAUGGGUUUUUUCUUUGUAAAACUGUGGUUGUUACCUUAUUAGGUUACUAAGAUUACUAUACUUUACCUGUUCACUUGGCUCACUACCAAUAUGCUUUCACUAUAAAACGUAAUAUAAAAUCGAAUGUUUUUCAUUACGAAUACCACAAUGAAGCAUCAGCGGGUUACCAUUAAGCCAUUACAUUUUUACAUCUUAUUCCAGUUGUAUUUAAUGGUGUUUAACUGGUUCGCCUUCACCACAUAAAACCACAUCAAUCCAAAAACCCACAGUGAUCAUUAUAUUUUACAUUAAAACCAAUACAACUGUCAUUAACCAUAAAAUGUUUUUAAUAUUUGUGAUGGUUUCUAUUGUUCUUUAAACAGGGCUAUCACUUGUAUGUUAAUAUUACAUUUUGUGUAAAUAAAUAAAUAACCAGAUAAGUUUCCAAAAUCGUAUGUUUUAUUGUGCAUUCUCAGUUAUUUAAACUGAGGGGUUGUUUUUGCAAAUAAACUACAAAUAUAAG
Molecule: messenger RNA, 1246 nt
Organism: Triplophysa dalaica
Lineage: Eukaryota; Metazoa; Chordata; Actinopteri; Cypriniformes; Nemacheilidae
Gene: mrps28
Product: mitochondrial ribosomal protein S28
Exons: 1
Coding region: 1-567 (188 amino acids)
Cellular component (GO): mitochondrial small ribosomal subunit
Source: RefSeq, a predicted model, not a curated record